AUGGCACCAGUGAGAGAGCAGAACCGCACAGCAGUCACGGAAUUCAUCCUGCUGGGGUUUGAAAACGGUCCAGGAUGUCAGAUGAUCCCCUCUGUAUUGUUCCUGGUGAUUUACACAGUAACCGUGCUAGGAAACACCAUCCUGGUCCUCAUCAUUAGAGUCAGCUCUCGCCUUCACACUCCCAUGUACUUCUUCCUCAUGAACCUGUCACUCUUAGACCUCUGCUUCACCUCCACCAUUGCCCCCAAAGCCAUUGCGAGCUUCCUAGCAGACAGCAAAGCCAUUUCCUAUAAUGGAUGUGCCACACAAUUCUUCUUCUUCUGUCUCUUCCUCACCACCGAAGGGUUCCUCCUGGCAGUGAUGGCAUAUGAUCGAUACGCCGCCAUCUGCAACCCGCUCCUAUAUCCUGUCACCAUGUCCAAGUGGGUUUGCAUUCAGAUGGUGGUAGGGUCAUAUAUCUGCGGCGGUGUGAACGCCAUGGUGCAAACAGGCUUCACCUUUACGCUUCACUAUUGUGGGCUUAAUGAGAUUGAUUAUUUCUUCUGUGAUGGCCCUCCCUUGAUUAGUCUCUCUUGCAGUGACACGUACAUCAAUAAUCUUGUGAUGUUUACCUUAUGUGGAUUCAUUAUAGCGAGCACUGCCCUGAUUGUGCUCAUCUCCUACACCUAUAUCAUCUCCACCAUCCUCAGGAUUCGCUCUGCCGAGGGAAGGUGCAGAGCCUUCUCCACCUGCACCUCCCACAUGUUGGUUGUGACUUUAUUUUAUGGGACCACUGCUUUCAUGUACGCCCAACCCACUUGGUUAUCUUCUCUGUACCCAAGGAAAGCGGUAUCCGUGUUUUACACCUUUGUCAUCCCCAUGUUGAAUCCCUUCAUCUACAGCCUUAGGAACAAGGAUGUGAAAGAGGCUUUGUGGAAAAUGGUCAACAAUGUGACACCUGUAUCAGAAUGUGAAGAUUUACGGCUAGAGCCUGGAACUCUUACUCAUAUUCAGAAGCAGUAA
Messenger RNA from Trachemys scripta elegans, 1002 nucleotides. RefSeq names its product olfactory receptor 1019-like. The transcript has 3 exons. Gene Ontology annotation, biological process: sensory perception of smell; G protein-coupled receptor signaling pathway. The coding region runs from base 1 to 1002 and encodes 333 amino acids. Gene Ontology annotation, cellular component: membrane. The record is from RefSeq and is a predicted model, not a curated record. Gene Ontology annotation, molecular function: odorant binding; olfactory receptor activity; G protein-coupled receptor activity. NCBI's taxonomy places the organism in Eukaryota, Metazoa, Chordata, Testudines, Emydidae.